This is a messenger RNA of Bactrocera latifrons, 833 nucleotides long. Its product is annotated as serine protease SP24D-like. The record is from RefSeq and is a predicted model, not a curated record. The transcript has 2 exons. NCBI's taxonomy places the organism in Eukaryota, Metazoa, Arthropoda, Insecta, Diptera, Tephritidae. Bases 4 to 783 code for a protein of 259 amino acids. Gene Ontology annotation, biological process: proteolysis. Gene Ontology annotation, molecular function: serine-type endopeptidase activity.
AGUAUGGAUUACCGAAGCUUCUGUAUAAAGCUCUUCAUAGCCUUUUGCUUAGUCGCAGAGGCCACACAAAAUGAAGAUGGCUCCGCGGAAAUCAGGCCGAGUCCUCGCAUAUUAAGCGGCCUAACAGCUGCCACAGGACAAUUCCCAUAUCAGGUAUCCGUGCGUGUAAAUAAGCAACAUGUUUGUGGUGGCGCGUUGCUGUCCCCAACAUUUGUGCUUACUGCGGCACAUUGUGUUGACAAUGUUGAUGAAAAAUUCCUAGGUGUACAAGCCGGCACUGUGAGUCGCACCGAUGGCGGGGUGUACCGCGCUGUCUCUAAUGCUAUCAUACACCCUAGAUAUGGUUUCGAUAAUGAUAUUGCUUUGCUGCAGUUGGCAACACCAUUCGACUACUCCGAUGUUAUAAAAGGAAUACCAAUUGCUAGUGCAGAUGUACCGGCUGGAGCAUCAGUAAUCAUUUCCGGUUGGGGUCGCAUAUACGAAGGUAGUCCGCUAUCUAAUAAACUAUUGUAUAGCAGAUCACUGACAACUCUGAAGAAUGAAGACUGUGCAACAGCUGAUGGGGUGUCUAAUCCUUCCGAAUUAUGCCUCCUCAGUCCUCAAGGAAGAGGUUUUUGUGACGGCGACGAUGGUGGUCCAGUGGUUUAUAGAAACAUUCUAAUUGGUAUUGCCAGUUAUAAUGCAAAUGCUUGUGGCACGACUACAAAAGGUGGCUUUACUAAAGCGUCUUACUAUAGAACUUGGAUACAAGCAAUAAUAGCUGCUUUUAGUUUAGAUGAUUGAUAUUUUGUCAUUUACAAACAGCAAAUAUAAAAUGGAAUUUUAAAAGAAAG